Trichogramma pretiosum is the source of this 4198-nucleotide messenger RNA. RefSeq names its product growth arrest-specific protein 2. Bases 469 to 1917 code for a protein of 482 amino acids. Gene Ontology annotation, cellular component: actin filament. Gene Ontology annotation, biological process: actin crosslink formation. Gene Ontology annotation, molecular function: cytoskeletal adaptor activity; microtubule binding; actin filament binding. The transcript is spliced from 8 exons. Lineage: Eukaryota; Metazoa; Arthropoda; Insecta; Hymenoptera; Trichogrammatidae. The record is from RefSeq and is a predicted model, not a curated record.
CGCAAGCCCCGGGGACGCUUCUAUGCAACGCGCGCUCCGAUUCUCUUUCUCUGCGCACACUUCGUCUGUGUAUCGUCGUUAUCCGUGUGUGUGAAUACGCUUUUCCGAGCGUCGUCCUUUCGACGUGAACCGUCGAAAAUAUUCGGACAGCGUCGUGCCAGACAUUACGUACGUUGAGGAGGAAGGAAAAAAUAGCAGCAGCAGCGUCGUCGGCUCAGUGCGGGCUUCGGAGCCGGCUCGAGGAUAUUCGCACACGCGCAACUGCUGCAAAGGCUUGAAUUUCGGAUCUCGUCUCCCGUGCGCGUGCACACACGAUACGCCUAUAUAGGUAUACUACAGAGGCAAGCACGGGCCAGCUGCUCCUUUGCCGCGAACCGGCGAACUGCAAGUGUAUGUGUAUAUUAUAGAUAUUGCCGCAGCGCCCGAAUGAUAGGCCAAACUAGCUAGAAGAAGGAUUCACUCUUCCGGAUGCCUGGUGACUGCAGCCAGCCGAAGAUGUCGUACGCGAACCGAUUCCCGCCUAACAAAAACACGCGCUACCGCAGCAGCUGGGGCCCGAGCAGCUCGUCGCCGGCCUACCACGAGGUCAAAGUGCCCCAGCCGUCGGACGAGGAGGAAAAGUACGCCGAGAUCUACCAAGAGAGUCUGCUGUCGGCGCAGGCUCGCCAGCUAGUGCCCCUCCAGGAGGAUCUUGCUGACUGGAUCAACAAGAUGCUGAAUAUCGACCAAUUGACCGUGGAUAACUUUUUCGAGACUCUCGAUAAUGGAGCUUUACUGUGCCGCCUGGCACGCCACAUACAAGGAAAGGCCCAGGAGGCUGUCGAAUCUGGCAGAGCUUCAGCGCCUAUACCGACGAUAAGAGCACGCUGCUGGGAACAGGCCGCACGGGGUAGUUUUUUCUCCAGGGACAACAUGGAAAACUUUAUACAAUUUUGCCGAAAGCUCGGCGUUCACAAUAAUCUCUUGUUCGAAAGCAAUGAUUUGGUGCUGCACAAUCACAAGAGGCACGUAGUGCUUUGUCUGCUGGAAGUUGUGCGACUGUCGUCGAGGAACUUCCAAUUGGAGCCAUCGGAUCUCGUGCAACUGGAGACGGAAAUCGAGGCCGAACAGGAGCUUGAAUUGCACUGCCUCUCAGACAGCGGCAUAUCCCACAGCAGUCUCGUCUCUUGGCAGUACCCUGAGGAACCAGCCUCGCCGACCGACGAGUGUCCCGAUAAAAUGAAGCACAGCAGCUCGGCAGUCGAGAUGUCGACGGUCGACAACAGUUGGCUGGACGACUCGAGGAGGACGCCACCACCGGUCGAGCACGAGUCCGAGCUGCGUCGCUCCGUGAGCGACAACGGGCCUCGGGCAGGCAGCGACGGAGUACCCAGCGACACGACCGAGGACGACUGGUCUCGGGGCAGUGCCGACGAUCCCGAUGAGGUUCUAUCUCCUUCGAGCUCCCCGUCGCCGUCAGCUUCGGAUGUGCCCGAUCACAUGGGACCCAUCACAGAACUCGACCGACGGGUACGAAGAGCUACGGAGGAAGUACAGAAGUCAUGCCAUUGUCUGACGGGCAAGUGCAGCAAGCUAAAAGUGAGGAAGGUCGGCGAGGGACGCUAUCACAUCGCCGGUCGCAACGUUUUCAUAAGGCUGCUGAAAGGCCGACACAUGAUGGUACGCGUGGGCGGCGGCUGGGACACGCUGGAGCACUUCUUGUCGCGGCACGACCCCUGCCAGGUGAGAGUGCUCAGCCGAGCGAGCACGCCGACGACGCACCACCAACAGUCGCACAACUAUCGCCACAGUCUGAGCCCGCACCCGUCCGGGGCGCAGUCGGGCAAUCACGCGAGCAACAGCUUCCUCCACAUACGCGCCAAGUACCGCAGCAGUGCACCAAACACGCCCGCAAACAACUCCUACUCGAGACGCUAAUCCAGCUCCUUUUUGUGCUACCUUCUUAUCCUCUCUCAGCCUCCAACGCACGCGAGACGAGCACCCGCAAUUGCACAGCGGCAAUUGCGAUCGAUCAAUUGUCAUUUAUUGCUGCACCGAGUCCAUCCUCUCUCGCCUCCAUCCAUCCGUUCCAUGUUGUUGUUAAUCUAUCUGUUAUUGUUGCGUAGUCGUGGGCGCGUUGUUGUGUUUUUUUCUCGGUGCUCGCGGACGCCACGACGCCGCCAAUGUUGAUUAGUUCUAUACCCGAUAACUUUCCCAGUUUAUCCAUUAGCACAUACUGACGACGACCGAGUUUCGCAAGUUUUUCAGAGUCAACAAUGUGGAUGGAGAGCGUCAGCUACUACGCAAACUGCGCUGCUUCGCCUAAUCGAUGCACUUGUGUAGUAAUCUUGAAACUUCACAUUUAUGUUCGCUCGAAAGUGUCAAUUGUAAUGAAAUAUUCUUGCUCGAGGUAUCAAGAAUUUUCAAAAAUGUAUGCUAACGUUUUGAUCAAACAAUCACUUCACUGCUAAUUAUACAGAUCACUAUUGUAUUUUGCACUAUUAUUGUAUUUUAUAGUUCUCUAACACCGUAAGCGUUAUCGCAACAAUUUGAAAUACCUCGAUAAAAGUUGUUAUGCACACUUGAAUGUAUUAUCGUGUUGGAGUGAAUGCUGUAUGUAACAAACGAUGGGAGAGUAAGUAGUGCGAGCGUAAAAGAAGCUUCGAGCAAACGAUGUUUUGAUUUAUCAAAAUAUUUCCUUAGUCAUGCAGCGGUGUGCGGCGAAAAUAUGCCAGGUUGCACAUUCGAGCCAAUAUCGCUUUUUAAUCGUGAUUUCGCGACGAAUCACGCAGCAAUUUAUCUUGGAGCUUUAAUUUUCUUGCGCGUGUCCUUUUUGGCGAUCAACUUGGUAACAAGUUACAAAAACGUGCGAUAAAAACCAAAAAUUAAUUCAGACAAUUUUUCCGAAAAAUCUUGAUUUAAGAUUACAAAUGAUUAAUGUAGAAUGCGAAAAUUGAUAGAAUGUACAAAAGCUCCAAGUACAAGCGUAUUUUCCUACAAAUAAUAAGUUUUCAACAAUAGUUAAUGCAACUACCGUUAAUUAAACAAUACUGCCUUUAUGAUAUUGUGCAGUUAUCAUAGCUUGAACAUUUUAAAACUAUAGCUGAGUACUAUUUUGAACUAUAUAAAGAAGGAAAACGUGAACUAUAAACUGACUUUGAACGAUUAAAGUAAUUCAAUGUCAUAAUUGAUUAAUCAUUGAUUGAUACCGAUAAUCAAAACUAAUAUUUAACUCUCACUUGCGAGUAUUUUGCUAAUUAUCAAAGUAGAAAGUAAUUUCGAGAAGAUAUUGUAAUUACUUGAACAGAUAGAAUUAUAUAUUUUGUACUUUUGUAAUACCUUUUGACUAAGUCGCUAUGUAAAAAAAAUCGCGUCAAUAUUCAUGAAUUGUAGUUUUUUCAUGGAUAUUUGACAGAUUCGUGCCUGGACCUGAGGAAUACUAUGAAUUUUUGAUUGUUCCAGAAAUGCAGAGGCUCGAUAUUCAAAGGAAUGCCAAAGCAGAGAAUCAUUCGACAAGUCCUGUCGGCGCGCUGAACUAAUCAUUGAUAAAAUAAAAAAAAACUAUUUUCAACAAUUUGUUGAAAGUAUGUUUUUUAUACCCGGUUUAACAAGAAAUAUGACUAUCUAACCGUUCAUGUACAUUUGUAUUUCCGAUAUGAUUAUAAUUAGUAUAAUGCAUGAUUAUACUUGAUUCGAUUCAUUUAUAAUAAUUAGUUAGAGCAAUGAUAAGAAUAAGGAUUCUUACCAUCGAAAAAAUUAUUUUACAAUUAGAAAAUUACUAAUUCUAAUGCUGUGAAUAAGUUUAUAUGAUUUUUCGCCAAUUUUUUUAACUUUAACUUUAGAAAAUUACGCUUAUGUAAGAUAUGCAAAAGUCGACUGCAAUAUUGAAGUUAGCUAAACAACGUCCAACAUUCGGUUAAAAUUAUAAAAAAAAAAUGAAUUCUCUGCUAUUAAAAAACUAGCUCAUAAGGCAUAAUUAUUUAUAAUAUUUUUCGCCAUAAAAUUAUAUCCUAAUUUAUUGCUAAAUUGUAAAGUUAUUCUUACUAUGAUUAUUGUACCUGCUUAUUGUAUAUUCACAUAAGUUUAUAUCAAUUUUUGCUUAAGUAAGUUUAACAGCUGUAAAUGCUAUUGUAUUUGUACCAUAAAAAUUAAUUUCGAAGAUAUUUUGAAGUUAUAUUGUUACCUUUUGUUGAAAAUAAAAUGUUUUAUUGAGAAAUAA